Messenger RNA from Arachis stenosperma, 1133 nucleotides. Its product is annotated as proteasome subunit alpha type-4-like. The record is from RefSeq and is a predicted model, not a curated record. Gene Ontology annotation, biological process: ubiquitin-dependent protein catabolic process. NCBI's taxonomy places the organism in Eukaryota, Viridiplantae, Streptophyta, Magnoliopsida, Fabales, Fabaceae. The coding region runs from base 143 to 895 and encodes 250 amino acids. Gene Ontology annotation, cellular component: nucleus; cytosol; proteasome core complex. The transcript is spliced from 2 exons.
UCCAUAAAUAAGCCCAAACAAAAUUAGACUUGGAGACAAAGCAAGUGCCUUCUUCACUGCUCUCACUUGCUUCCCCUUCCACUCCGAAGCUCGCGUUCUCCUUCAAACGUGUUUCCUUUAAACUAGAAGUCAGGGAAUCAAUAUGUCGCGAAGAUAUGAUAGCCGUACAACAAUCUUCUCCCCUGAAGGACGUCUUUAUCAAGUGGAGUAUGCAAUGGAGGCUAUUGGAAAUGCUGGUUCUGCCAUAGGGAUCUUAUCAAAAGAUGGUGUCGUGUUGGUUGGCGAAAAGAAGGUAACAUCCAAACUGCUGCAAACCUCUUCAUCCACUGAGAAAAUGUACAAGAUUGAUGAUCAUGUUGCAUGUGCUGUUGCCGGGAUAAUGUCGGAUGCGAACAUCCUCAUCAAUACAGCUAGGGUCCAAGCACAACGCUACACAUAUGCCUACCAAGAGCCCAUGCCUGUUGAACAGUUGGUUCAGUCUCUUUGUGAUACUAAGCAAGGAUACACCCAAUUCGGUGGUCUUCGACCAUUUGGGGUCUCAUUCCUGUUUGCAGGUUGGGACAAAAACUUUGGCUUCCAACUCUACAUGAGUGAUCCUAGUGGAAACUAUGGCGGUUGGAAAGCAGGAGCUAUUGGUGCAAACAACCAGGCGGCUCAGUCAAUACUGAAACAGGACUACAAGGAUGGCAUUACGAGAGAAGAAGCUGUGCAACUUGCAUUGAAGGUAUUAAGCAAGACUAUGGACAGCACAAGCUUGACCUCAGAGAAGAUUGAAUUAGCAGAGGUUUUCCUCUCACCUUCUGGAAAGGUCAAGUAUGAAGUUUGCUCCCCUGAGGCAUUGAAUAAACUAUUGGUGAAGUUUGGGGUGACUCAACCAGCAACAGACACUGCCUAGUUUGCUCUGCUCUUCCAUUUCUGAUGCAGGUUUAAUUAAUGACAAUGCUUUUAUUUUUGUAAUGCAAGUGACAUUGUAUUUGCUACACCUAUAGUUGAUUUUCAACACAGAUUGAUGAUAUUUGCUUUCUUGUUGUUGACCUAUGAUGAUUUGUUGAACUUUCAAUUAUGUUUUAUUGUGUUGUAUGACUUUAGUGUGUCAAUUUGUGAAAUUAAAUUUGUUUUGGUAUUUUAGUGCA